Messenger RNA from Symsagittifera roscoffensis, 447 nucleotides. RefSeq names its product ADP-ribose glycohydrolase OARD1-like. Lineage: Eukaryota; Metazoa; Xenacoelomorpha; Acoela; Convolutidae. The coding region runs from base 1 to 447 and encodes 148 amino acids. Gene Ontology annotation, biological process: peptidyl-glutamate ADP-deribosylation. The transcript has a single exon. The record is from RefSeq and is a predicted model, not a curated record.
AUGAAUACAAUUCAAGAACCAAAUAUAAUAUUUGGCACUGGAAAUCUGUUGCAUUUCCCUGGCCCAAUAGCCCAUUGCGUCUCGAGUGACUUCCAGAUGGGCGCCGGAAUAGCACAGCAGAUCCGCGAGGCCUACCCGACUCUACAGCCCACGUUGAAGUCGAUCGAAACACCACAAGUCGGAGCUUCAGUAUCAAUGAGCAUUCCUUCUCAAAACAAAUCAAUAUUCAAUCUAGUGACGAAAUCGCAAUAUUUCAAAAAGCCGUCUUAUUAUGAUUUUACACGCAGCCUCCGCUGCAUGAGGAAGCAGCUAAUCGAACAAGGAAUCAAACAAAUUGCGAUUCCGAAGAUAUGUUGUGGUCUCGAUAAAUUACGAGAAAAUUCAGUUUUCAACAUCAUUUACGAUAUCUUCCGAAAAGGCGACAUAAAAGUCUUCGUCUAUGUCUAA